CAUCACUGAUGACUAUUUGACUAAAAUCGGUAUGCAUGAGUUGGGGCCUCGUCUUAUAGUCAACUCAACGAUAGAGAAACUCUUGCAAACUCCUGAAAACGAUUCUCCUUCGUCUGGCACCAAGUCACCAUCAACUAAUACAGGAUCAUCAGGAAACGAAGCAAUACCUUCGAGUAACAUUGCAGGACCAGUCACACCCAAAGCAUUGUCAUCGACAAGCAGAGCAAAUUCAUCUGAUGUGGGACCUUCUACUCGUACACCUGUGAUGACAAAUAAUCAGAUGCGAGAAAUGCUCGAGAAGAAUAAUAAAUUUCGACGUGUAUUGUACUCCAAGCUGGAUGCGAAUAUAGUGCCUUCACACAAAGAGCUUCUUAUGAUGGUUCGAAUCAUAUGCAAAGAUACUGUUGACAAUCUAAUCAACAUUCAAAAGUAUCCUACAUUUGAAGAUAAAAAAGAGCUGGCUUUGAGAAUCAUCGAGACAUUCCCCAUACUGCGGAAGACCAAAGUGACAGAAAAUGCACCAGAUUACGUACGUUGAUUGUUAAUGAAUGUUAAUUAUAUUACCUUUGACUUAAUAACGUACAUAACUUGAUAUCUAAAUUAAAAGCAUAAUAUUUAUUCAGAUAAAUAAUAAAACUAACUUCGAUGUGCGCUAUCGAAUUAAUCGAUUAAUUGUUUGUUAAAAUCUAAUCUCUUAUGUAUUUUAGUCUAUGUUUUUCUGGAAGAACGGAGGAAAGAAACCUGGAGUGGAACACACAGGACUAAUUCAUUCGCAUAUCAGGAAUGCCUGCAAAAAUAUCCUUCCGGAAAAAAAGAAAUUCAUUCAUCAACGAAAAGGAAGUACAGUCACUAAUGUGUCACCCGAAAUUAUUCAAAAAGCUCAAGAUAUCGGAUGUGUCGACCCAGUACCGCUAAACUUUCACGCUAUUUCGAAAGUUAUGGCUGAAACGCAUGACCUCCUAAUGAUGCUGAAACGAGAGAAAAAAAAGGUGCAUGACAUCCUUUCGAUUUUUCCCCAUUUCAAAGCAUUUAACGGAGUAAUGGUAAGCUACAAUUUUUGAAUAUACAUGAUUUUUUUGUGUUUUAACAUAAAUUGGGAUUCGACAGAUUCAAAAGGCAUACGAACGGAUGAAUCCUGAUUGCAAUAAAUCUUCGCAUAUGAAAGAAGUUUUAUCCAGGGGAUUAAUGCUGGAAGACGAGAAUUUCAAUGGCGUUCUCGAUGGUAAUUGCUAUUGAGUUUCCAUAUUAUAUUGUAUAUUGUAAGGUAAUACUUUCUUUUUUCUCCAUAGAUCAUCUUCGUGGAUGUCUGCGGAUUUUUAUUGUUCUGGGAACGAGAGGAACCAACAAAACCGUUGCUAUCGAAUCAUUACCAGUAGAGGAGCAAAUGGUGGCACCUUUGGUUAGAUGGAUACCGGUAUGAU
Molecule: messenger RNA, 1421 nt
Organism: Aedes aegypti (yellow fever mosquito)
Lineage: Eukaryota; Metazoa; Arthropoda; Insecta; Diptera; Culicidae
Exons: 3
Coding region: 32-538 (168 amino acids)
Source: RefSeq, a predicted model, not a curated record